This is a messenger RNA of Pichia kudriavzevii, 573 nucleotides long. RefSeq lists its product as uncharacterized. Lineage: Eukaryota; Fungi; Ascomycota; Pichiomycetes; Pichiales; Pichiaceae. The transcript has a single exon. Gene Ontology annotation, biological process: translational elongation. The record is from RefSeq and is a predicted model, not a curated record. Gene Ontology annotation, cellular component: cytoplasm; nucleus. Bases 1 to 573 code for a protein of 190 amino acids.
AUGUCCUUAGGUACUCUUUACAUUCUCCCUGGUUCCUCGAGGAACUCAUGGCUCCCAGGCCUUGUUAAAUACCUCGGUCUUGACGUCAAGGUUGUGUCUAUUAGAGACAUUGAUAAUUACAAGUCCAUCUUCCCCCUAGGAAAGGCGCCUGCUUUUGAGGCCACAAAUGGAUUCAAAGUUACUGAAGUUGCUGCAGUGGUCGAGUACCUAAUUCUUCAAUCUGCAAAACCCGAGCUCUUGGGCUCUACAAAGGAGGAGAAAGUUUCCAACACAAGGUGGUUCUCCUUUACCAACACUGAUGUCGGCAACACCAUGGUUGCGUGGAACAGACGUCCUCAGGAUUCACCGGAGGAGGUUGCAACAAGGAAGGAAAACGUCCACAACUUGUUUAAAUACCUCAACAAUCAUUUCGCCUCGUCUAAAUACGUUGUGGGAGAUAACAUCACUGUGGCAGAUUUGUACUUGUACACCGAUGUCACUAAAAUUAAUGCCAAUGGAAUCCCAUUGGACGGUUACCCACACUUGGAGAAAUACAUCUCUACCGUCUCGGUCCAUCCGGCAUUAUCAGGCUGA